AUGGUGGGUUCAACAAUCACCCAUGAUUACUACGCCGUUCUCGGCAUCACACAGACCGGGGAUGAGGACUUGAUCAAGGCCAGUUACAAGCGUCUGGCCAAGCUGAGGCAUCCCGACAAGAACCUCGACAACCCACAGGCUACGGCCGACUUUCAGUUGUACGAUCCAAACAACCUCCCAAACCAACCACCAACCCACGCCCCAAACCCAACCCCAACACCAACCCCAGCACCACCCCCUCCCCCUCCGACAACCAAGCCCACCAACAAUACACCCUUCCGCCUCGCCCAGCUCGACAGCGCCCUUCAAGCCCUGCAAACCCGCCACACCACCCUCACCACCGCCCUCACAACCGCCACCGCCGCGCUCCACAAAACCACCACCUCCCUCACCAACCUCUCCACCCAAGAAGCCGACGACGCCGCCGCCGCCGCCGCCGCCGCCGCCCUCGCAGCGGCCGCCACACGAAACAGCUCCUCCUGGUUCCCCUUCAACCUCUUCAGCGGCCCGCCGCCGCCCGCACCCACGGCCGAAGAAGCCGCGCAGCAGGCCGAGGAAGCGGACGGGCGGGCGCGGCGCGCGGUGGAGCGGCGGACGGGGCGGCUGGUGCUGGAGGCGAAGCGGGCGGGGCAGGCGGCGACGGUGGCGGAGCUGCGGGGCCUGUUGGAGGGGGUGGAGCGGGAGAUGGGGGAGAAGAGGCGGGUAAGGGCCGAGGUGGUGAGGGAGGAGUGGGCGAGGGGGGAGAGGGUGAGGAGGGAGGAGAGGGAGAGGGUGGAGAGGGAGAGGAGGGAGAGGGAGAGGAGGAUGUGGGACGAGAUGGAACGGAAGACGAGGGAGGAGAGGGAGAAGAGGGAGGAGAGGGAGGCGGAGACGAGAGAGCGGUUGAGGAAGGUGUGGGAGGAGAUGGAAAGGCGGAGGAGGGAGGAGAGGGAGGAGGAGCAGAAGAAGGCCCGGCGGCACGGGCGCCGGUGGGCCAUUAUGCAACCAUAA
This is a messenger RNA of Chaetomium globosum CBS 148.51, 990 nucleotides long. RefSeq lists its product as uncharacterized. The record is from RefSeq and is a predicted model, not a curated record. NCBI's taxonomy places the organism in Eukaryota, Fungi, Ascomycota, Sordariomycetes, Sordariales, Chaetomiaceae. The transcript is spliced from 3 exons. The coding region runs from base 1 to 990 and encodes 329 amino acids.